This is a messenger RNA of Bursaphelenchus xylophilus (pine wood nematode), 1049 nucleotides long. NCBI's taxonomy places the organism in Eukaryota, Metazoa, Nematoda, Chromadorea, Rhabditida, Aphelenchoididae. The record is from the annotation of a GenBank genome assembly.
AUGUUGAAGCUCUUCUCAGUUUCUGCCAGAUCCUCUCGUUUUCUUUGUACUUCAUCGGUUCGUAACGGUCCAAUUCAAAAUGUAACAAUCGUUGGAUCAGGAUUAAUGGGUUCAGGAAUCGCCCAGGUUUGUCUGGACUUUGUACCCUACCUUUAUCUUGAUUUAGGUGUCGGCACAAGCAAAGUUAAAUGUUGUUUUGGUGGAUCAAAAUGAAAAGAUUCUUGAUGCAGCUCAAAAAAGAAUUCAGAAGUCUUUACAAAGGGUAGCUAAGAAGAAGUUUGCCGACAACGAAGCAGAGGCAACAAAGUUUGUGGAUGAAACUUUGAGCAGGAUCAAAGUGAACUCAGAUUUGAAUACUGCCGUCCAGAAAUCUGACCUUGUGAUUGAAGCCAUCGUUGAGAACAUUGCUGCCAAACAGAAGUUGUUUAGCCAAGUGGAGCAAAGUGCUAAGAGGUAAGUUUUGUAAACAAAUCGGUCUUUAUAUGUGUAACACUCUAUUCUGAUGUAAAAUUGCGUUUAGUGAUGUUAUCUUGGCGACCAACACGUCUUCCCUUCGUCUCGCUGACAUCGGUGAAAACAUCAAAAACCAGGCCAAUUUUGGCGGUCUCCAUUUCUUCAACCCCGUUCCAGUUAUGAAGUUAUUGGAGGUCGUGAGACACGACAAGACCUCCGACCAGACAUUUAAAGAUCUCGAAGCCUUCGGGAAAACGGUUGGAAAGGUUACUGUAGCAUGCAAGGACACCCCCGGAUUCAUCGUCAACAGACUCCUUGUCCCUUACAUGUACGAGGCCUUAAGGUUAGCUGAAAGAGGUGAUGCUUCGGUCAAGGAUAUUGACGUGGCCAUGAAAUUGGGAGCUGGUUAUCCCAUGGGACCUUUCGAAUUGGCUGAUUAUGUUGGUCUGGAUACAUUGAAGUUCAUCCAAGACGGCUGGGCCAAACAAUAUCCCAAUGAUCCGCUUUUCAAACCGUCUACGCUGUUGGAGAAGUUGGUAGCCGAAGGAAAAUUAGGAGCAAAAUCUGGAGAAGGAUUCUAUAAAUAUAAGAACUAG